Molecule: messenger RNA, 3219 nt
Organism: Hyaloscypha bicolor E
Lineage: Eukaryota; Fungi; Ascomycota; Leotiomycetes; Helotiales; Hyaloscyphaceae
Exons: 4
Coding region: 1-3219 (1072 amino acids)
Molecular function (GO): translation initiation factor activity; GTP binding; GTPase activity
Source: RefSeq, a predicted model, not a curated record
AUGGCGCCUAAGAAAAAAAACAAUAAGAAGGCAGCUGAUGACUGGGAGGCAGAGCUGGGUGAGACGCCAAAAACUGCGGCCGCACCAGAGACCAAAGAUGAGCCGGCCGAAGCAGAUGCUGAGGAGGAACUUCCAGCUGGUGGUUUGAUGGCAAUGAUGCGCAAGAGACAAAAGAAAAAGAAGAGCAAACAAGCAGAUGAAGACCUCGUUGAAGGAGAGGAUCCACCUGCCGAAGAGCUGCCCGAUCUGGCCGAAAAGGCUCCCGUGGAGGCCUCGAUAGAGGAUGAGUUCGCGAUACCGGAUAAGAAGGGGAAGGGAAAGGGCAAGGCUCCAUCUGCGUCUGCGGAACCUGCGAAGGAGGAUGAUGAGGAUGAUGAGCGAGGGGCAGAUGGGAAGGUUUUGACCAAGGCACAAAAGGAAAAGCUGAAGAAGGAGCGAGAGAAGCAGCGGAAGAAGGAGAAUGCUGCAAAGAAGAAGACUUCCGCUCCAGCAGCAAAGGCACCUGAAGCGGCGAAGCCAGUUGCUGAAAUCAAGACCGAAGAGCCUACCACUUCGAAACCUGCUGCGGGUGGCAAGGGGAAAAAGUUGCCUGCUGCAUUAGCAAAGCUACAACAACAACAAGAGGAAUUAAAACGACGGCAAGAGGAGCAAGCUAGGAUCGCAGCUGAAGAAAAGGCAAGGAUUGAGGAGGAAGAGCGUAGGGAAGCAGAGGAGGAAAAGCGGAGGGAGGAAGCUAAGGUUUUGAAGAAGCAAAAGGAAAAGGAGAGGAUCGAUCAGCAAAAGAGAGAAGGCACAUAUCUCACCAAAGCUCAACGAGAGGAGAAGCUUCGAAAUGAGAUGAAGUUGAAGCAAAUGAUUGCGGCUGGAGUCAAGGUUGGAGGUCUUGACGGAGAUGAGAAGAAGAAGAAAGCUGUUUAUGACAAUAAGAAGAAGAAGGGAGGCCGCAAGAAUCCAGAAGAAGCCAAGUUGGACGAAGAGAGAGCUCUUGCCGAGGCAGCUCAGCGAGCCAAAGAAGAGGCAGAGCGCAAGUUGGCAGAAGCUGCCGCGAAGGCUGAAAAGGAGGCGGCUGAGGCUGCCGCUGCCGCUGCGAAAGCAAAUGAGGAGAGUGAUCUUGAUGAUGACUGGGAAAAAGCAGCAGCCGAUUCCGAGGAUGACGUUAAAGAUAGCUGGGAUGCUGACUCAGAAGAGGAAGGAGAGAAAUCUGCUGCCAAAAAGGCUGCUGUCGCAAAUGGCCAAACAGAAUCGACAAGCCUUCCCUCACGGACCAAGAAAAGCGAAGAGUCUGAGUCUGAGUCAGACUCGGAUGAAUCAUCAGAAGAUGAAGAGGUAUCUGCGGCCCAGCAAGCGGCAGCCUUAAGAAAGAAGGAGGCUGCCGAGAGACGGGAGAAGCAACACCAGGAAGCCAUGGCGGCUCGAUCAGCAGACAACCUCCGAUCGCCCAUCUGCUGUAUUCUUGGGCACGUCGAUACUGGUAAGACCAAGCUUCUUGACAAGAUUCGACAAACCAAUGUGCAAGAGGGCGAAGCUGGAGGUAUCACACAGCAGAUUGGUGCUACAUACUUCCCUGUUGAGGCUAUCAAACAAAAAACCCAAGUCGUCAACAGAGACGAUAGCUUCGAGUUCAAAGUUCCAGGUCUUCUGGUUAUUGACACACCUGGUCACGAGUCUUUUUCCAAUCUACGAUCCCGUGGUUCAUCUCUCUGCAAUAUCGCCAUUCUCGUUGUCGACAUCAUGCAUGGUCUCGAGCCCCAGACAUUAGAGUCGAUGAAGCUGCUUCGGGAUAGGAAAACUCCUUUCAUCGUCGCCCUUAACAAAAUUGAUCGUCUUUACGGCUGGAAGAAAGUUGACAACAACGGUUUCCAAGAGAGUCUGGCUUUGCAGAACAAGGGUGUUCAGAAUGAGUUUGCAAAGCGCCUGGCCGAUACGAAAGUCGCUUUCGCCGAGCAAGGCUUCAACUCCGAGCUGUACUACGAAAAUAAGUCCAUGUCGAAAUUCGUCUCCUUGGUUCCUACAUCAGCCCACACUGGUGAGGGUAUUCCCGACAUGCUCAAGUUGAUUGUUCAGCUCACCCAGGAGAGAAUGGUUGGCUCACUCAUGUACCUGUCCGAGGUCCAGGCUACCGUGUUGGAAGUCAAGGCGAUCGAAGGCUUUGGUAUGACGAUCGAUGUUAUCCUGUCAAACGGUAUUCUUCGAGAGGGUGAUCGGAUCGUCCUAUGUGGUGUGGACGGAGCUAUUACCACCAACAUCCGAGCUCUGCUGACCCCUGCGCCACUGAAAGAACUUCGGCUCAAAUCUCAAUAUGUUCACAACAAGGAAGUCAAAGCUGCUCUUGGUGUCAAGAUUAGUGCACCCAAUCUUGAAGGUGCAAUUGCAGGCUCAAGACUCAUGGUCGUUGGUCCUGACGAUGAUGAGUCGGAUAUCGAAGCAGAGGUUGAAUCUGAUCUUGGUGCAUUGUUCAGCCGUGUCGAGAAAUCUGGACGUGGUGUCACCGUGCAAGCAUCAACACUCGGAUCCUUGGAAGCUUUGCUGGACUUCUUAAAGGUGUCGAAGAUUCCCGUGGCAAACGUAGGUAUCGGACCUGUCUACAAGCGAGAUGUCAUCAACUGUGGCACUAUGCUCGAGAAGAACAAGGAAUAUGCCGUCAUGCUCUGCUUCGACGUCAAGAUCGACAAGGAAGCACAGCAGUAUGCAGAUGAGCAAGGCAUCAAGAUCUUUACAGCAGAUAUCAUCUACCAUCUGUUUGAUGCAUUCACGAAGCAUAUGGCUGAGAUCGUUGAGAAGAAGAAGGAAGACUCCAAGCUACUUGCUGUCUUCCCUUGCGUCUUGAAACCUGUAGCUGUGUUCAACAAAACAGGCCCGAUCGUUGUGGGUGUCGAUGUUAUUGAAGGGAAUCUCAAAAUGCACACACCUAUCGCUGCUGUGAAGCAGAACCCAGUCACCAACGUGAAGGAAAUAGUCAGCAUUGGAAGAGUAACUGGCAUUGAACGUGACCACAAGCAGAUCCAAGUUUGUAAGAAGGGACAACCGUCAGUAGCGGUAAAGAUUGAAAUGGGCGGCCAUCAGCCAACCUACGGUAGACAUCUCGAGGAGUCCGAUACUCUUUACUCGCUCAUCAGUAGAGCAAGUAUCGACACUUUGAAAGAGUUCUACCGAACAGAUGUCUCCAAUGAUGAGUGGUUGUUGAUCAAGAAGUUAAAGCCUCUUUUCGACAUCCCUUAA